This is a messenger RNA of Wasmannia auropunctata (little fire ant), 2350 nucleotides long. It is a transcript of the gene CSN7, whose product is annotated as COP9 signalosome complex subunit 7. Gene Ontology annotation, biological process: COP9 signalosome assembly. Gene Ontology annotation, cellular component: COP9 signalosome. Bases 373 to 1215 code for a protein of 280 amino acids. NCBI's taxonomy places the organism in Eukaryota, Metazoa, Arthropoda, Insecta, Hymenoptera, Formicidae. The transcript has 4 exons. The record is from RefSeq and is a predicted model, not a curated record.
CGUACGCUGGUAUGCUGUGUUGCUCCGCUCUACGCUGAUUCGAAGCUCCUGAAAACAGCGUCAGCGAGAAGUAGUUCGAUUAGCCUCGGUAUUCGUAUUUAGCAGGGCGAAGGAGUGAGUUUCUCUCACGUUAUUCCCACGCGUUUGACGUGUCCCACACGAUCGUGCCUUCGAUCCGUCGUAGACGUGAGUGUGAACGGGACGAACGCGUCGAGUCUGCUGUUCCUAACCUCUCCGUCGGCCAGACGAUAUCGUAUACUGGGCGUUCUGUUUACCAAAAAGCUUUGUUACCCAAGAAGAAAGGAAGUUCUUUUUUUCCCCCCCCAGUGUAGUCUAUUGGCGAUUUUAUCUAUCGUCAUUAACUGAGUCACCAUGACAGGUGGAAACACCGCCGAAAAGUCGGCUAAUAAUCCUCUGGAGCAGUUCGUGCUGCUUGCGAAAACGGCGAAAGGCGCCGCCGCGAUAGAGCUCAUAAGGCAGGCCGUCGAGACGCCCGGCGUUCAUGUCUUCGGCGAGUUGCUGGACAUGCCGAACAUCAAAGAACUAGAAAACGGACCGUACGUCCAGUACUGGAAUACCCUGAAUCUAUUCGCGUACGGCACCUACAAAGAUUACCUGGAGAACAAGGAGAAAGUACUAGAUUUAACUCCCACGCAGAAAAAGAAGCUCCAGCAUCUCACAAUCGUCACUCUGGCUACGAAAAACAAAUGUAUACCCUACUCGGUGCUACUGGAGGAGCUGGACAUAAAGAACGUCAGAGAUCUGGAGGACUUGAUUAUCGAAGCGAUAUACGCCGACAUAAUCCACGGAAAGUUGGAUCAGAAGAAUUCACAGUUAGAGGUGGAUUACGCCGGUCUAGGACGAGACGUUCGGCCAGGCGAUACCGGUGUGGUAGCCGAAACGUUAGCCGCCUGGGGCGAGGCGUGCGACACGGUUCUGUCGUGUAUCGAGCAGCAAAUAUCUAGAGCUAAUGUCGAGAAACAAAAGGCUACUUAUCACAAAGAAAGAAUACAAAGAGAUAUUACCAAUAUAAAGAAAUCCCUUGCGGCUCAAGCUGGAGGUGGAGGCAUUCAAGAGGCUGAUAUGGCUGGUGGUAGUUCUGGUGCGGGAGGAAGCGAAGCGGGUAGAGAAGCCAUGCCGGUACUGACAGAAAAGAAGAAGUUACAGAAAGUCAAAUGUAUCAAAGUCAGUGAUUAUGAAAUGAAUGAUGAAUGAAAAGAUUAUGAGUGAGAAGGGUAACAUUGAAACGAAUUUAUUAAUUAUUAAAAUAUAAUCCAAAUGCCGAAUCGAGAAUCCUUUAUGUAAUCUGAAAUAUUGAGUUUGUAGAGACUUUUAAAAGCAAAGUAGGGAAAUUUUAUACAACGUGUUCUAAGUAUAUAGCAUCGAAUUGUAUACAAAUAUGUACUUGAUUUAGUGAUAUUUAUGGACUCAAUGUUAUAAUAACGAAUAAAAUCAAGAGUACUUUUUCCUAUUAAAAUACAUUUGUAAGAUUGAUUUAUUGACACACAUAAGAAAGCCUUUCAGAAAAACCGACAUUUGAAUAUAAAUUUCCACUUUAAUAACUGCAAAUAUAUACAUAGCCGAAAAUGUAGAAAAGGCGAUAGAUUCAUACUUCUACUGUGAUCAUUUUAAACAUCACAACUAGUAUUUGUUGUAUAAGCCAUUUCAGUACUGUUGUUAGCAUAAAAUUUAGCGUUUAUUCACGGAAAUUGAUUGUUUAUUUAUUUACAUUGAACACAAAGUAAUAAUAUGUACGAGGUAUACGUAACGAGAUAUAUGUGAUGAUUGUCUUUACAUCGAGCAUUUGAAAAAAAAAAAAAAAAAAAAAAAACAAUGAAUCUUUUCUUUGUGACAAAGAUAAUUUUGUAGGUAAGCUUGAAUAUUCUUGUAAUAUACCUGUUUAUUUUUUUUAGACCAAAGACAUCAUGUUUUGUGUUUGUAGGGCGUGAAGAAUUUAAUUAGGAUUUGACGAUUCUCUAGAUGAAUUUGAUAAAUAGUGCAACGUGUAUUGCAUAUUUAUCAAUGCAUACGUGCCUACCCAUUGCCAGUUAUCACAUAAAAAACGGUAUGCCCAUUGUGACGAGUUGGCUUACGUGUACUUCCAACACUAGUACCAUUCGUACUGUUUGCGUUCAGGCUUUACAGAUUCUCGUUUCGUAAGGAUUUGUAGUCGCUAAACGAUUUACUGACGGAACAAUGCGUAACUAGUCGGAGAGGUCGUUUUUGAAGAAAACUUGUAUAUUCAAAAAAAUUGUAAAGGUAUGCCACUGAUGUAGUUUAGCAAAGAAAAAUGUCAGUCGUCCGUUAAAGCGUUGUAAUUGCUAUUCGAAUAAAAAGAUAAUAUAUUUUA